Molecule: messenger RNA, 3070 nt
Organism: Chenopodium quinoa (quinoa)
Lineage: Eukaryota; Viridiplantae; Streptophyta; Magnoliopsida; Caryophyllales; Amaranthaceae
Exons: 9
Coding region: 253-2760 (835 amino acids)
Molecular function (GO): protein binding
Source: RefSeq, a predicted model, not a curated record
GAAGCCCCUAUGAUACCAUCUUCCAAGUUAUCCAAAGCACUCUCCAGAAGACUCAACUUCAUUAUUCGUUCAUACUCCGUACUACACAGUUUAUGGGAGUUUGCUCUCAAACUUUCAUUGAUUCAUUCUUCCCUAUUAUCAUACAUUCAAAUAUACAGGCUAAUCACUAAAAUAAUCUAAUGCAAUAUUAAUCACUUUCCUUUAUUCUGCGCUUAAUUCGGUUUGGUUUAUACAGCUUCAGUUGGGGCUCAAAUGAUGGCAACAAUCUCUGCUAACAAUUUCAAUUUCAGCUUCAAAAUUCAGCCCCAACCCAGAAAUUCCCACUUAGAAAAAUCUGUAAUUUUGAAUCAUAGAAGAAGAAUCUUAAAACCACCCUUGAAAAUUAAUCUUUAUUGUCAUUUCUUCAACCCCAGAAAAUGCUCUUGUCUUUCUGUUGUUUCUAAGGCCACUAGUGAUGCUGAUUCUGCCUCUCAACAUUCAACAGUUUCUGAUGUGGAUGCGACAUUUAGUAGCUUAUCAAGUACUGAUGAAAAUUAUGUGCCCUUGUUAGUAAGAAUGCUUGGACUGGACAAUGACCCCCUGGACAGAGAACAGGCAGUAAUUGCACUUUGGAAAUACUCUCUGGGAGGAAAGCAUUGUGUUGAUAAAGUAAUGCAGUUUCGUGGGUGUGUAAACCUCACUGUUCAUAAUCUAAGAUCCAAAUCUACCCAAGCCUGUGAAGCAGCUGCAGGUCUUUUAAGAAUGAUAUCUUCAGUCAAUGCAUACAGAGAUAUUGUAGCUGAAAGUGGGGCCAUAGAAGAGACAACUGCUUUAUUAAGAAGGCCUUCCUUGACGGCUGAGGUUAAAGAACAAAGUAUAUGUAUGGUGUGGAACUUGACAGCAGAUGAGAAGUAUAGGCUGAAGAUUGCAAACUCUGCUCUUUUGCCUGUACUUGUAAAGUGUCUGGAUGACCAGGACAUGAAGGUAGUUGAGGCAGCUGGUGGAGUUUUAGCAAAUUUGGCAUUGAGCUCUCCUAAUCACGGUAUCAUGGUCGAAGUUGAUGUGAUUCCUAGGCUGGCCAAAUUUCUAACAAAUGAAAUUGAAGGAUCAAAAGUCAUUCGAAAAGAAGCAAAAAAUGCUUUGCUUGAGCUUGUUAAAGAUGAUUACUAUAAGAUUCUUGUCAUGGAAGAAGGAUUGGUUCCUGUUCCUUUGGUUGGUGCUGCGGCUUAUUCUUCUUUCAAGCCAGCCUUGCAUUCAUGGCCCUCAUUACCUGAUGGUACUGAGUUUAGACGAAGUUCCAAAGGCCCUUCAAGAUAUGGCGCUUCUGAAUUACUACUUGGGUUAAAUGUUGAGGACAAUACUGAUAAAGUAGAUAAGUCCAAGAUGGAUGCAAUAGUUGGGCGAACACAUCAGCAAUUUUUAGCCCGUAUUGGGGCUAUAGAAACUGAAGAUGAGAGUAACCUGGAAAAGGGAAUUUCUAGUAGCUUCCACCAGACGUUGCUUCCAUGGAAGGAUGGAGUUGCACGUAUGGUACUGAUUCUUGAGCUGGAAGAUGAAACAGCCAUCGCAAAAGCGGCAGAUGCUAUUGCUGCUUCAGCAAUAAAUGAGCACAUGCGGAUCUCAUUUAGGGAAGCUGGAGCUGUCCAGCGUCUAAUUCACCUAUUAAGUCACAGCAGUCAUGCAGUGAGGUCAUCUGUUCUGAGUGCAUUGGAUAAGCUGUCUAUCAGCAAUUCUGUUUGUGGAACAAUGGAAGCAGAGGGUGUUAUGCACCCUUUGAUCAAUGUACUUAAUGAGUUGAAGACAACUGAAAGCCUAAUUGAAAAGACAGUGAGCAUUCUUGCAAGGAUUUGGGAUCCAAAUAAACAAAUGAAGUUAAAGUUUUAUGGUGGACCUAUUAAUGGCUCAACAAAAAUAAUUGAUUCAAGCAGUCAAAGUGUUACAGAAUUCAGAGGAAGUGAGGUAGAAAUGGAAAGUAUGCUAGACUCUACGCUAGCUGCUCGUCUUGUUGAUAUUUUGAAGAUUGAAUCCCCAAGUUUACAAACAAAAGUUGCAUCUAUCCUUGAAUACUGGAGUAUGAUUGAACAAUGCGUGGACGUCAUCCUUGCAACAGAAAUUGAGUCUGCUUUGAUAAAUUUCUUCACACAAAAAGUUCCAAGGGAUAUGGAAACUUUCGCUGAGUAUGAGGAGCCUGAUGUGGCUUAUGUUGAAGAUGUUGGGCUUGCUGUCUCACAAGCUUCAAGAUUGCUUACGAAGUUGCUUAAUUAUCAGCAAUUCCGACAGACUGUCGACUUGAAUCAUUUCAUAAAAUUGCUUCGGCAGAUUCUUAAGUCCGAUAUCCCUCUUGAUUACAAAGAAUGGGUUGCAGCCUGCCUAGUUAGGCUCAGCUUCUUUUCAAGUCCAUUUGAGAAUCCCAUUACCACCGAAGUUACUCUUUAUGAGACCAUUCCACGGCUAGUCGAGCAAAUAAAAACUGCCUUCUCAGCUGAUGCUCAAGAGGCUGCUGCGGUAGAACUUAACAGGAUAGUUUCUGAAGGUGUGGUAGAUGCAACGCGAGCUGUUGCUGCUCAUGGGGGUAUAUUCCAUUUAGUGAAGUUGUUAGAGCAAGGCAGCGAGCGGGCUGUUGAAGCUGGAUUGGCCGUUCUAUACAAUCUGAGUAUGGACAGUGAGAAUCAUUCAGCAAUAUUAGCUGCUGGAGCAGUGCCAAUACUAAGGAGAAUUAUCCUUUCACAAAAUCCUCAGUGGACUCGAGCGCUUCAUCUGUUAAGGAACUUGCCUGUGUGAUUUAAACUAUAAUAAGUAUCAUGAUUGAAUAUAUAACUCAGUAAAUUUUUGGAAAACAAGCUACUUAUGCAUGCACUUGUAAAGGUGACUCUGUUACCUCCUACAUCUGCGUCGUUUUGGUAAGACUGUUUUGUCCUGCUUUGAAGCUUCCAUGGGGGUAAUUUUUUAGACUUAAAAUGUUAAUAUCCUUCGCUGUAAUGUACGAGAGUUAGAUCGAAGGGCUAUUCCAAGAUAUGUACUCAGGUUGACUGAUUUUUCGUUAAAAUUGCUGAGCUAAUUUUAAGAGGAAUUCUCGUUUAACCACUGUCUA